Messenger RNA from Schizophyllum commune H4-8, 1553 nucleotides. RefSeq lists its product as uncharacterized. The record is from RefSeq and is a predicted model, not a curated record. The transcript has 7 exons. Bases 171 to 1553 code for a protein of 460 amino acids. Lineage: Eukaryota; Fungi; Basidiomycota; Agaricomycetes; Agaricales; Schizophyllaceae.
GACGUUCCCCAAUGUCGCGCAUGUACUUCUGGGGCACGUCGGGACCCAUCGCGGGUGGUAGCGGUAUGGGGGAUAGGUGUCGCAGCCUGAGAUCGCGUCGGGAAGCAGCAGGCGUGUCGGUCAAGAGGUUCUGAGGGAUCCCAGAGCGGUGUUCAUUCCCCUCGCUGAGGAUGGCUAUGGGACUUCCAGACGACGAGAAUACCGUCGUCAGAACUGAGGGGGGCGAUGGCGAUGGACGCAGGACGCAAAACGCGCGGCGGGGACAGCGCGGUCGGGAGUUGCCGAGGACCGGCGGCGCGGGGCGGAAGCCGGCGGACGACGUUGGCGACAUAUUAGGGCUCUCUGACUCAUACUCUGCGCCUCCAAGCACAAUAACAUUCAUCUCUUCUGCAGGGGAACUUCGCGGGGACGCUAGGGAAGACCCAGCGGGCGGCACUCUCCUCUUUGAGCUUCCCGCUGCCCGAAACACGUGUAUUCGCAGGGACAAGGCCUCUUCGACUCAGGCACCCGCGCGGGCGCUUCUCGUCAAAACCUUCCGACUUUGGCAGGUUUUCUCAUCUUCCCGCGACCCUGACGGCGUGAGAGCUGAUUACUCGCCGGCUCUCGCCCGCGAGUCUCGUGCUCUCGGAUCGUUGCCUGGCCCGGCCUACCCGUCGAGGGCGGCGCUUCGCGCCGCUAUGUCCUCCUUACCACGUCGUUUCGUCGACGUCGCGCGCGACAACACUGCUUCCCGCGCGCAGGCCGCCGAAGUCGAUGAGUAUAUGGAUCUUUGUCUCAUGAGCGGGUGUAUUCGACCGUCUCGCCGUCGCCGAACCCUUCCCCGCUCCCCGCCGGCCUCGAUUCCGCCCUUCGAAUAUUCAGAGAGUACUUCACCCUCAUCGACGCACGCCUCGAUCAAGGACGAGUUCAGCGCUGAGGCAAUAAAUCUUCGUCCGUGGCGCAGCGAACAAGAUCUUGGCAGCGCCAUGGGUCUUCUGCGCGAAAUGAGGCCGGAUCUUCCGUUGCGGGAUCUGGGCGUUUCCGUCUGCAGAAAAUCCGGCUUCACUUCGGGCACGACCCUGGCCUCGUCGACGAACUUCUCUCGCGCUCUCACAGUUCACGAGCGAUGCCCACUCGCCACUCCUACGCCUCAAAUUGGCGCCGCAGCAAGGAAGCUUUUUCUGACGAGCGGGUCGAUUCGGAUGCGCCGAGGGGACUUUACAGACCCUCGAGGCAACGUUUUGCUGUCCCGCGAGCGAGGCAGUCCUGUUCCACCAUCUGCGCUUUCGUCCGCAGCACGCACACGUCGUUCAGCCCUCGCCAGCUCCCACUACGCUUUGGCACGCCCCUCCGUCUUGUGCAAGGUCUACUCCUUCUCGCGCGAGAUCGGCACUUCGUUUUCAAGCUCAAAGUUCCGCUAUCGCGCUUAUCGGCACGUUUGCUGCUUGAUAACUCGCGCUCCACCUCAACGACAGUCCUUACCACCUCGGCAACCGUCUCUUCCUCUCGACAUCAGUCUCACACCGAAAGAAGCGCUGAAGCAACAGAAAUUCGUCCGCCGAGCGGGCAAAUAG